AUGACGUCAAGCGAUAAUAAAGAUCCAUCCGAAAUUCCUGCUGAGCAAGUGCUUCUUUCGGCUGCUCCUCCAGGUUUUCAAUAUGAACUCAAUAAUAUAAUGGCUAGUCGAAGCCGUUUGGAGACAUUUCCUCACUGGGUGUCUUCGAAUUUGGAUUCCCACAACUCUGAUCAUGGUACUCCUCACUUGCCUGACGGUCUUGAUUUAACUGAUGAGGAUGGGACUGAUUUAGCAGCUGGAGGAAUUACUGAUCUGAGUGAUGCAAGCCGUCAAAUUGACAAUUCGCUUGCUAAUCACCUUCAAAAUCUUGGGUUUGAACAAUCUCGCAUAGUUUGGGCCGUCGGCGCUGAACGCAGGAGUCAAACGUCAUCGGAUGAUCAUUUCAACUCAAGUUCCGGAGAUGUAACUACUAAUAACUUAAGCUCCGCCACUCCUGUUCCAAUCGGUGGCAAUUUCUCAUCUCAUAAUGACGUCGAUAAUCAUGGUAAUUGUAAGACAAAAAUAACUUCUGCUUCCGCUCCUGAAAAUAUGCCCGGGAUUGAUACUCACUCACUGUGGGAAAGAAACGCAAAUCGGCAUGUGUGGCCUUUUGGUCGAUUUUUUGACGAUCAAGACAAACACGAUGAAGGACAAGAUGAGAUACGCGAUGCUGCUGAAAAACUUGAUGGUGCUAGUAGAGCAGUCUGGGAAUGGGAAUCGGCUCUUACGAACAAUUCAUGGGGCGACAGUGGCUUUCUAGAUGCUGGAAAAGCAACCAGUGCUGUUACUACAACUGAACAUUUGGCCUACAAUCAGGUGGCAGCUGGUGGAGCCGGUAUUAUUCAACAGGCACAUCAACAACAGCAACCUUCUUUUUCAAAUCCCUGGCCUACAAAAAAUAGCAGCGUUGUUGCUCCAUCUUCUGGUCACUUUCGUCAUUUGAAUGCUAAUAUAGCUACCGAUACUACUAACGAAUUUUGUGAUAACAGUCUUAACACUGCUGAUGCUGCUACUCAUCCGUCGAAUGAAAUCGAUGGUUCAUAUGGCCAAUUUUUAGGCAAGAAGGUUGGAAAUAGUAACGGCGGUGGUGGUCUGUACGGAAUUCAACAUUCGGGUUCUCAUUUUUUUCAAUAUGAUGGAAGCAAUGGAAAGGCUGGACUUGAAAUUCCUUCAGUGGGUUCUGCUAGUACUAGUGUUAAUGAAAUUGGUCCCUCUGAAAUAGGUCCUUUAAAUGCCCCCCGUUCAAUUCAAUCAUCUUCAAUGGCACCCAUGCCACUGGAUUUGCAAGCAAUGGCACUCGCUUUAACUUUAACUCAAGCUGCUCAAUCAGCUGGGCCUAACUCUAACAUACCAGCGAAUUCUAAUACGUGGAAUCCAGUACUUUACAACCUGUUUAUGCAUCUUUCACAGAAUCCGGCUGCUUUUGGCAUGUCUACCACUGCAGCUCAAAACGCUGCUGUUCCACCUUCUCUGCCCUUACCAGCACCGGGCUCACAAUUAGUUCAGAGUUCGUCCGCUUCUCAACCACCACCGUCGCAGCCAAUGUUUGAUCUAACACCCGAGUCGGCUCGUUUGGCUUUAGCGGUACUCAAUAUGCAACAGAUUAUGAUGUCACAGAAUCAGCAAUCUCAACAACAAGCAAACUCUUCGUCAAGUCAACAACCAUCAGGUCUCGUUCUGCAGAACUUCCAAAAUGUUAAUUCAGCUCCUGGAGUAAGAGGAAAUGCAGGACCACAGCAGAAUGCUUUUGCAGCAUAUGGUCUCUCUCAGAUGGGACUCAUGCUGCCUAAUGCCUCUCCACAGUUAUUCCCACCACCGCCUCAACCAGGCGCUAAUCAGGUGUCGCCAUCAUCUGGGGGUCAAGUUGUGUCCCCAUCUCAAGCGUCAAGUACUGCACCACCCCCGGGAUUUUCUAGGGUUGGCAAUCCUCAAAAAGUUUUCAAUUCACCUACCUAUGCUCCUAUUGAUAUCUUGCCAAUUUUAGGUGGUUCAUCUUCUGUUGCCAACGCUGGAAGCAACAGAAGUCCUCUUUUGGAUGAAUUUAGAAAUUCAACUUCACGUUUUGUGGGGCUGCCACUAUCAGAUCUGCGCGAUCAUAUUGUUGAGUUUGCUCGUGAUCAGCACGGUUCGCGUUUCAUUCAACAAAGAUUGGAGACAGCAACAGCUGAUGAAAAGGAUAUUGUUUUCUCCGAGAUACUUCCCCAGGCUGACAAAUUGAUGAUUGAUGUAUUUGGCAACUACGUCAUUCAAAAGUUCUUUGAGUUUGGUACGGAUAAGCAGAAGGAGCUGCUGUCACAACGACUUCAUGGACAAGUGGUCGAAUUUGCUGUACAAAUGUAUGGUUGUCGAGUUAUUCAGAAGGCUCUUGAAUCCGUGCCGCUGGAAUCAAAAAUUCACAUUAUCGACGAGUUGCGUCCACAUGUGAUGCGUUGCGUCAAAGAUCAGAAUGGAAAUCACGUUAUUCAAAAGUGCAUUGAGUGUGUGCCUCCGAUUAAGUUGGACUUCAUUAUAGCUACUUUCAGAAAUCAGGUCUACGCUUUAUCAUCUCAUCCCUACGGAUGCCGAGUUAUUCAACGCAUUCUUGAACACUGUUCUUCUGAGCAGACUCGUGUUAUCCUAGACGAGCUCCAUCAAAGUGUUGAUAAUUUGGUUAACGAUCAGUAUGGCAACUAUGUUGUUCAGCAUGUUUUGGAACACGGUUCACCAGAGGAUAGAUCCCGUAUAAUAAAUUCUCUUCGUGGUCGCGUAGCAACACUGUCUUCUCACAAGUUUGCUUCAAAUGUGAUGGAGAAGGCGAUUGCGAAUGCGACUCCCUCAGAACGCGCAGCUUUAAUUAAUGAAGUUCUGGUCUCUGCGGAUGGAAGUGAUGGUACUUCCGGAGGAGUUCUAGUUGAAAUGAUGAAAGAUCAGUACGCCAACUACGUUGUUCAACGUAUGCUCGAAUUGGCCGAUAAACAACAGAGAAAUAGCCUUAUUACUCGUAUAAAACCUCUGAUCGGCGCUCUUCGCAAGUUUAACUACGGAAAGCAUAUUAUUGCAAAGCUGGAAAGAUAUAGCCAAGGUGGUGGUAAUAGUGGAGUGGGAGGAGGAAGCGAAAAUGGGAAAAUCGGUGUCAUGUCAACGCCAAGUAGCUCCUCAAGCGAUCAUCUAAAGUCAGUUUAA
This is a messenger RNA of Rodentolepis nana, 3141 nucleotides long. NCBI's taxonomy places the organism in Eukaryota, Metazoa, Platyhelminthes, Cestoda, Cyclophyllidea, Hymenolepididae. The record is from the annotation of a GenBank genome assembly.